This is a messenger RNA of Prorocentrum cordatum, 1939 nucleotides long. The record is from the annotation of a GenBank genome assembly. NCBI's taxonomy places the organism in Eukaryota, Dinophyceae, Prorocentrales, Prorocentraceae.
CUUCCUUCCCGCCCCUCCCAAUCAUCGUCGUCGUCGUCCUCGCCAUCGUCGUCCUCGUGGGCCUCACCAGAGUCAUUUUGGCUCAAACGUUUUCGCUCACGAGCUGCUCGCCUCUGGCCGCCCUCGUCGGCCGCGCGCGCUGGCCGUCCAGGCUGGUGCCCUUGCGACCGCCGGCCAUGGCGCAGCCCGCCCAGAAGAGGGCCAAAACGAAACGGUGACGAAAGGUCACCGGUGCCAUCGGAGGUCAUUAGAUUGCUCGCUCGCGUGGUGAUUCAUGGAGUUUGGGUUCUCUGGCGCGGAAAAACAAGAAGAGGGCCAAGACGGAGAGAGUGUUCCUGUUCUCCUCCGGGUCUGUCAACGAGGGCCACCCCGACAAGAUCUGCGACCAGGUGUCCGACGCAAUCGUGGACGCAUGUUUCGUCGGGGACCCUAAGAGCAAGGUGGCGUGCGAGACGGCCACGAAGGACAACAUGAUCAUGGUUGCCUGCGAGAUCACCACCCAGACCAAGACCGAUUGCGAGAAGGUGGUGCGCGGGGUGGUGGCCCAGAUCGGGUUCGACUCGUUCGAGGACGACCUCUCCAGCGUGGACAGCAAGGGCCUCAGCGACAAGACCUGCGAAGUCCUGGUGCGUAUCAACAAGCAGAGCCCAGGCAUUGCCGGCGGCGUGCGCGUCGGGAAGGAGGACCUCGAGGUGGCAGGGCAUCAUGUUCGGCUACGCCGCUGACGAGACUGAGGAUUGCAUGCCUCUGACCCACUCCGUGGCCACGAAGCUGGGCAAGUCCCUCACCGACGUGCGCGAGAGCGGGGAGCUCUGGUGGUUGCGCCCAGACGGCAAGACACAGGUCACCAUCCAGUACCUGCAGAAGGCCGAUGGCUCCGUAGAGCCCCAGAAGUUCCAUACGGUGGUCAUCUCCACGCAGCGCGCGGAGCCUUCCAAGGCGAAGCGGACGAAGGAGUGUGCGCCGGCUACAACGGCUCCGAGAUGACCGCGCCGAGCAUGGAGGGAAUGAACAAGCUGAUCACAGAGAAAGUGGUGAAGAAGACGCUCUCCGAGAUCAAGCUGGAGAACGGACGGCCCGCCAUCUCCUUGUUCGGCGACUUCACUCACAUGUACAUCAACCCGUCUGGCAAGUUCAUCAUCGGCGGCCCCCAGGGCGACGCCGGCCUGACCGGCCGCAAGAUCAUCAUCGACACCUACGGCGGCUGGGGCGCCCACGGCGGCGGCGCGUUCUCCGGAAAGGACCCCGCGAAGGUGGACCGGUCCGCCGCGUACAUCGGCGGGCAGAUGGCCAAAUCGGUGGUCGAGAGCGGCCUGUGCAAACGCGCGCUGGUGCAGCUCUCCUACGCCCUUGGCGUGGCCAGACCGCUUUCCCUUUAUUGGGAGACCUACGGCACCGAGCAGGGCGCCCUGAGCGCCGAGGACAUCACCAACGUUCUGAAGAUGGAGUUUGACUGCCGCCCUGGCGCCAUUGCCAUGUCACUCGCGCUGCGCGAGCCGAAGUAUCAGGAGACCGCGGCGUACUGCCAUUUCGGGCGCGAACCCGUCACCAAGGACGGUGUGAAAUUCUUCGAGUGGGAGAACGCCAAGGACGUCUCCAAGUAUGGGAAGAUGUCCUCCGACCAGGUUGCCGCGGCGUUGAAAACCAGCAACUAUCUGACCAAGUGGGUGGACUGAGGCGCAUUUGUUGCCUGAUGCAGAUGCCGCCGAGCACGUUGCUUCUGAGACAGCUGCUUAGAAGGUGCUUGUCCUAGCAGGAUGUAUAUCAUAUUGGAAAUAUACGCAGCGAACCUUGUUUUUCCGCCAGACCAUACUUUUAGUGCGAUGUUCCUCGGGCUGGGUUUUGCUCCUGCUUGUGCCCAGAUUCGUGGACUCCGCCAUUCGGGGUCUGCGCGUUGAGCCGCAGACAUACCAUGCACUCGUGGAGUGGGAAGCACCAG